Messenger RNA from Patiria miniata (bat star), 6381 nucleotides. RefSeq names its product xanthine dehydrogenase/oxidase-like. The record is from RefSeq and is a predicted model, not a curated record. Lineage: Eukaryota; Metazoa; Echinodermata; Asteroidea; Valvatida; Asterinidae. The coding region runs from base 66 to 4133 and encodes 1355 amino acids. The transcript has 29 exons. Gene Ontology annotation, molecular function: xanthine dehydrogenase activity; 2 iron, 2 sulfur cluster binding; FAD binding.
GCACAGGCCAUCGGCGCUGUUUUCUUAUUGGCUCAUUCUGGUUUACACACAAACCAUCGGUACCGAUGGUUCGUGUGCUUCGUGCUUUGACCUCUUUGACGACUGAUACAAUAAUGGACAACCUGGCAGUGAAAACUGACAGUGAUACACUCCUGUUUUAUUGCAACGGUACUAAGGUCUUGGAUCCUGACGUUGAUCCUGCACUGACGUUGCUGACAUACCUCCGCACCAAAUUACGCCUGACUGGUAGUAAGCUAGGAUGUGGGGAAGGAGGUUGUGGGGCAUGUACCGUCAUGGUGUCCAAAUACUCAUCCAAGGACAAAACUAUCAGUCACAUUGCAGUGAAUGCCUGCCUGACCCCCAUCUGUUCUGUGCACGGUAUGGCCGUCACAACUGUGGAAGGGAUCGGCAGCACCACGACCAGACUCCAUCCAGUACAGGAGCGCCUUGCCAAGGCCCACGGUUCCCAAUGUGGUUUCUGUACUCCUGGUAUUGUCAUGUCAAUGUACACUCUGCUGAGAAACAUAUUACAACCUACUAUGGAGGAGAUUGAGAGCGCUUUUGAGGGCAAUCUGUGUCGUUGUACGGGCUACAGACCCAUCUUACAAGGCUACAAGACAUUCACCAAGGAUGGAUGCUGUGGAGGAACCAACACUACAUGUUGUAAGAACAUUCCCAAUGGCAUCAGUGUACAAGAGGAAGGUGUAUUGACAACACUGUUUGAUGCAAGCAAGUUCAUGCCCUUUGACCCUUCCCAAGAACCCAUCUUCCCUCCCGAGCUCAUGAUCAAUUUGUACGAGAUGGACUCCAGACCCCGGACGUUUGUUGGGGUUCGGGUGGCCUGGUUUCGUCCCGUCACACUGCAGCAGCUGCUGGAACUGAAGGCUACCAAUCCAAAGGCGAAAAUCGUUGCUGGCAACUCGGAAGUUGGUGUUGAAGUGAAGUUUAAGAAUCAACACUAUCCUGUUCUCGUUGAUCCCACUCACAUCCCUGAGCUGACUAGCGUCGAGAGGACGCCCUCUGGAGUUAGAAUUGGCGCCGCCGUGUCUCUGACGUCAGUCAGUGAUCACUUGAAGGAAAUCAUACAGAAAGAACCAGAGCAUAAGACGCGUGUCUUUGCGGCCAUUGUGGAGAUGCUGCGCUGGUUUGCUGGACAUCAGAUCAGAAAUGUGGCGACCAUCGGUGGUAACAUAGCAACAAGCAGUCCUAUUUCUGACCUCAAUCCGUUGUUUAUGGCAGCCGUCUGUACCAUUGAACUUGUUUCAAAAUCAGGUAAACGUACUGUGAGCAUGGACGGCAAUUUCUUCACCGGAUAUAGGAAGAAUGUUAUCAAGACAGACGAGAUAAUCUUGGCUAUCAAUGUCCCCUUCACGUGUGAGAACGAGUACUUCUACGGCUACAAGCAAUCUCCACGUCGCGAGGAUGAUAUCGCCAUAGUCAAUGCUGGUAUGAGAGUAGUCUUGAAGCCUGGUACUAAUGAAGUACAGGAUUGCAGCCUUUCUUACGGUGGCAUGGCGCCAACAACAGUCCUGGCUACGAAGACAAUGAAGAACAUAACGGGAAGGUGUUGGAGUGAUGGUUUAGUGGAGGCCAUGGCCUCCUUUCUGCUCGAGGAUCUACCUCUAUCGCCCGGUGCCCCAGGCGGUAUGGAGCCCUAUCGGCAAUCACUCACCCUCAGCUUCUUCUUCAAGUUCUACCUCGCUGUCCUGGAGCAACUUAGACUCGAACAGCCUGGCAUUAUUAGUGGCUCAGCCGUUCCACCUUCCUACAAGUCAGCCAAUCAGCCCUACCAUAAGAACUCAGCUCGAGGUGUUCAGUUGUAUCAGGUACCAUCGGGUCAACCUGAUUCAGACGCAGUUGGUCGACCUUUGACCCAUCAAUCUGCCUUCAAACAGGCCACAGGAGAAGCUAUAUAUGUGGACGAUAUGCCGCCUAUUAAAGGUGAGCUGUACCUUGCAUUGGUCAUGAGCAGGAAAGCACACGCUAAUAUUCUGUCUGUCGAUACCACGGUAGCUCUAGCACUGAAUGGCGUCCACGCGUACGUGAAUGCCGACGAUGUGCCCGGUAAUAACUUGCUAGGAUCGUCACCAGUGUAUGACGAUGUCCUGUAUGCAGAUAAAACGGUGAAUUGUGUAGGUCAGGUGAUCGGGGUGAUAGUAGCUGACAACCAGGCUAUCGCGCAGAGAGCUGCCAAGUUGGUGCGAGUGGAGUACGAAGAGCUGCCGGCUGUUUUCACCAUAGAGGAUGCCAUAGAACAAAACUCAUUCUUCCCUGUAAGCCGGUGCAUCCAAACGGGAGACUUGGACCAAGGCUUUGAGACUUCCGAUCACAUCAUUGAAGGGGAGGUGCGGAGCGGUGCUCAGGAGCAUUUCUACCUGGAGACAUGGACAACCUUGGUCAUCCCGGGAGAGGGAGGGGAGGUCGAGGUCAUCUCGGCCAACCAAUCACCGUCCAGAACACAGAGCCUUGUAGCGGAGGCGUUAGGCAUCGCAAGCCACAAGGUGGUAUCACGUGUCAAACGACUAGGUGGCGGGUUUGGAGGCAAGGAGGCCAGGGCGUGUCUUCACGCAGCAGUGUGUGCCGUCGCAGUAAACAAAGUCAAGCGUCCAGUCCGCUUAAUGCUCGACCGAAACGAGGACAUGAUGAUUUCUGGCACACGUCAUCCUUUCCUAGCCCGCUACAAAGUUGGAGUAACGAGCUACGGGCAGCUGAGGGCGCUGGAGGUCGAUCUGUACUCUAACGCCGGCAGCACUUACGAUUGUUCGCCGAGUGUACUUGAGCGGUCGAUGCAGAAUGUUGACAAUUGCUACAAGUGUCCCAACGUCAAAGUCACCGGUCAUAUGUGCCGUACCAAUCUGGCAUCCAACACGGGAUUCCGAGGUUUCGGGAGCCCCCAGGCAAUGCUGGUUGCGGAGACGAUCAUGUCAGAAAUCGCCUUGAAAUGUGGACUGACGCAGAUCAAAGUCAGGGACGUCAAUUUUUACAAGGAUGGCGACGAGACAUUCUACGGCCAGGAGUUAAAGCAUUGGAACCUCGAUAAAUGCUGGGACCAGUGUCUUGUUCAGAGUGACUACAACAAUCGCAGACUAGACGUGGAUGAGUACAAUCGUAAAAAUCGAUGGAGGAAGCGCGGUCUGGCCAUUACACCGACAAAGUUUGGUAUCUCCUUCACCGUCAAAUACUAUAAUCAGGCCGGUGCGUUGGUGCACAUCUACAACGAUGGUUCAGUCCUGGUUUCCCAUGGAGGUACCGAGAUGGGUCAAGGGUUGCACACCAAGAUGAUCCAAGUAGCUAGCAGGACGCUGAGGAUUCCUCAGGAGAAGAUUCACAUUAAUGAGACCAACACCAGCCAAGUGCCGAACACCUCCUCGACUGCUGCCAGCUUCAGCUCCGAUCUCAACGGCAUGGCCAUCAAGGAGGCUUGUGAAACACUCCUGCACCGACUAGAACCGUUCAUCCAAGACAAUCCCAAAGGUACCUGGGAGAGCUGGGUCGACGCCGCGUACAAAGACCGCAUCAGUCUGUCAUCCACGGGAUUCGGCAGGGCGCGUGAUCUGUACUUCGACUGGGAGAAAGGGAAGGGGGAUCCCUAUGCCUACUUCGUAUACGGUGUGGCGGUCUCUGAAGUGGAGAUUGACUGCUUGACUGGGGAUCACCAGGUGCUACGGACCGACAUCGUCAUGGAUGUGGGUGACAGUCUCAACCCGGCAAUCGAUAUGGGACAGAUUGAGGGAGGGUUUAUCCAGGGCUAUGGCCUGUUUGUCCUGGAGGACUAUCGGGUCAGCCCGUCUGGUCAGCUGCUGACCACUGGUCCUGGAUUCUAUAAGAUUCCCAGCUUUGGCGACAUACCGGCCGAGUUCAAUGUCAGUCUGUUGACCAGGGCACCUAACCCAUUGGCCAUCUGCUCAUCAAAGGCUGUUGGAGAACCUCCCUUGUUUCUCGCAGCUUCCAUCUUCUUCGCCAUCAAGGAUGCCAUCCAAUCAGCCAGGGAGGAUGCUGGCAUCCCUCGAGCAUUCCGUCUAGACAGUCCAGCCACGGCAGAGAGAAUCCGCAUGGCAUGCCAAGACCAGUUCACUAAACAGAUUUCAACUCCAGAGGAAGGAACAUACAAGCCGUUUUUCCUGCGUCCUUAAAUUCGAGAUGGAGCCAAAAGUUGACUUAGCAUAUUAGUAAAAUAAGUGCCAAAAAGUAAUGCACUCUAGUUUUCAUGUCCCGUAUUUUGAGCACGGUUUUUGAUUUUUGAAGAAAACUGCACAAAUAAUGAGAUAAUAAUGAAAUGACAUAUUUAGAAGCCACUGUAUUUUUAAUGCAAAUUAAUAAAGUUAUAAAAAAGGAGGAAUCCUUGGCAACUUGUGAAACAUAUUCUUACUUUUACAUCUUUUUUUUUCCUUGCCGCGUGUAAAACGCAAACAAAUUGUACUGUUGUGUUUACCUAGUGUGCCUUUUAAUACUGAUUCGGUUAAUUAUCGGCCACAAACGCAUUCUUAAAAGAAAAAAAGAAAAUAAACGAAGACCGGAUGACGUACUUACCCAGCAUGCAGUAUGUGAUAUGUAUGUUGCUCCGGACUAAGUUUUCGAACGAGAAUUUGUGAACACCUGGUCUUAGCUCUGAAGUGCGAGACGUUGAAGAGGUUUACGUCUUGGCGGGUCUGAAUGAAAACUCCAUGAUCAAAAUCAAAAUCACGGAAAGCCUCUUCCAGCAUUGCCGACAAGAAGAUGGAGAGCAGUGUGGUGCCAUGGACACACCCUUGCUUUACCCAUUUGUUACGGUGGCGGUGUCCGAUGUUUCACCGUAUUUCACCUGACGUGGCCAUCAUUCCAGUAUGUAGUACCUCUACCAUUCUAGUGAAUUUCUCCGGGCAUCCAUGUUUUCUCAACAGCUGCCACAGCCCUGUCCUUCCCACAGUAUCGAAGGCCUUGGUAAAAUCCACAAAGACCACAUAGAGUGACUGCCCUGUUCAAUACAUUUUUCCUGGAGACAGAAGAUUAUGUUCACUGUGCUUCGGUUUACGUGGAAGCCACAUUGUGUCCCCGGUAUUAUUUCUGGUGUUAUGUAGGUAGUGAUUCUGUUCGGGAGGAUCCUAGUGAACGCUUUGCUAGUUAUGGAAAGAAGUGAAAUCCCUCGAUAGUUUCCACAGUCUGUUCGAUCGCCUUUCUUAAAGAUUGUGACGAUGGUAGCUUCUUUUCAUUCCUGUGGUAUACAAAAUCCUCUUCUCAUGCUUUACUGAUCAUUUUGAGCAGUCUGUAGGUAAGUAUGAAUCCACAGUCUCUCCAGAUUUUUGAAGGGAUUCCAUCGGCGCCAAGAGCUUUACCAUUUGCUAGAGAGGCAACCGCUUUCACUACAACUCUUUCAUAAUUGGUGUCUUAUCUAGUAUUGUUAUGACAUCUUGCUGUUGGAUGUUGGCAAGUGUUGUGGCUUCAAUGUCACCAGGUACAUUGAGUAGCUUCUGGAAAUGCUCUGUCUACCUCCUCAGGACACUCUUACUGUCUGAGAAGAUCUCCUUGAUUCUGUGGACCCCAAACUUCUCUGAAUCCCUGAUAGAAAUAUCAUUCCUGUCUGCUGCCCGCUGAAGGUCUUUUGCGUUCUUUUCCCACCAUACAGUUUUCUAGUGUACUUUUGUAACAGCCCGUAAAUGUCUUUAUACGCUGCCACUGUGGAUCUAGUACUUCUAGUCUGUAACACUCUUUGGUGGUCCAGGUCUUUCUUUUGCAUUAGUAGUUUCAGUUUGGAAUCUUUAGGAUCGAACCAAUCUUGGUGUUUCCGAUUGGGCUUACCAAUAGCAUAUUUUGCUGUGUCAUACACAACUUUCCACUCCUGGUCCAGUGACGAACAUUCCUGUAUUUCCAUAGUGCCUCUUUCAUCUCCUCUUCUAACCUUUUCUUUACUCAACAGUAUGAAGCUUUACAGUGUCUAGCUUGAAGGGUCUAGUAGAGCCUUGUCUGUUGUGUUUAGGCGAAUGGUGAAGGUGACUUUGGAUCUUAGCAACUGGUGAUCGGCCCAGCAAUUAGCUCCAAACAGCUCGGGUGCUGUGGAUAUCCAUCUUGUCUCGCUGCCUCGUAUAAAAUGAUGUAAUCGAUCAUAUGCCAAUAUGUCUGGAACGGGGUGCAUCCAGGUGGUUUUGUGAUUGUCCCUCUUCUUAAACAAGCCAAAUGCACACACACACAAAAACACAGGGCAAGCCUCUCUGCUUUACAAAACAGGUUUAUUGAAUAUCAAACGGCGCAAUUUUUCCAUAUUGUGUUCGUUUCAAAUAUAUCGAUGAAGAUGAGUUUUUGUACAUGUACAUUUUAUAUUGUACAACAUUCUUGUAACUUCAAACUGGCGGUCCAGGGUCGCGUUCAACAAUAAUUUAAAAACAAGACAAGGCAAGCAAAAUAAAG